Messenger RNA from Monoraphidium neglectum, 699 nucleotides. Its product is annotated as putative G patch domain-containing protein 1 like protein. The record is from RefSeq and is a predicted model, not a curated record. Bases 1 to 699 code for a protein of 232 amino acids. The transcript has 4 exons. Gene Ontology annotation, biological process: mRNA processing. Gene Ontology annotation, molecular function: RNA binding. Lineage: Eukaryota; Viridiplantae; Chlorophyta; Chlorophyceae; Sphaeropleales; Selenastraceae. Gene Ontology annotation, cellular component: nucleus.
AUGGGCCGGGACGACUCGGACUCGGAUGACGAUACGUACGUGUACUACGGCACUCCGCUGCAGGACGAGCAGCCGCAGGGGCCCAGCCGUGACAAGGCGCCGCAGGAUCCAACGCAGACGCGCGCACUGCCGGUGCACCAGCAGGAGGUGACCGACGAGCAGGGGCGGCGGCGGUUCCAUGGCGCGUUCACUGGCGGCUUCUCAGCUGGGUACUACAACACAGAGGGCUUCACGCCCGCCACCUUCAAGUCUUCCCGCACCGCACGCGCCGGGGCCGGCGACCAGCAACAGCAGCAGGAGCAGGGGCAGCAGCAGCAGCAGCAGGGGCAGCAAGGGCAGCAGCAAGGGCAGCAAGGGCAGCACGACCUCGACUUCUUUCUUGAUGAGGAUGAGAAGGAGGAGCGAGGCCGGUUGGCCCUGGCCCUCGCCCCGGAUUACGACACCUUCGGCGACGCCGCUGCGCAGGCCGCGCGCGCCCGCGCCGCGGCCGAGGCCGCCGGAACCGCGCGGCCGCAGAUCAUCCCUGGUGGCGUCAUCGACGAGCUGGUGGCGCCUGCCGCCGCCGGCGUGGGCGUGCGGCUGCUGCAGAAGAUGGGGUGGCGCCAGGGGCGCGGCGUCGGCGCGGCCAGCGCCGCGCCGGCGGGCGGCAAAUGGGGGGCGGUCGCGGGCGUGGGCGUGGAGAACACGCCCAUGGUUUGA